Strongyloides ratti is the source of this 327-nucleotide messenger RNA. RefSeq lists its product as hypothetical. The transcript is spliced from 2 exons. The record is from RefSeq and is a predicted model, not a curated record. Bases 1 to 327 code for a protein of 108 amino acids. NCBI's taxonomy places the organism in Eukaryota, Metazoa, Nematoda, Chromadorea, Rhabditida, Strongyloididae.
AUGUUUAUUAUUAGAUACUAUUCAUUUUUGUUCAUUUGUGUUCUUUUGUCAUUUAAUAUUAAUGAAAAAAUAUUAGCAGCAUCAUUUAAAAGAAAUUUUGUUAUUAGUACAUACAGAAAUGGUGAAUAUUUAAAUUCACUACCAGGACAAGGAUACAUGACGUACGAAUUACAAGAUUAUGGAAUUCCAAUUGUUGAUAAUUCAGGACUAAAUAGUUAUGGUAUGCGCAAAAAAUAUGACCGUAAUUGUUUUUUUUCACCAGUUCAAUGUAUGACUUCUUUUAGUAAUUCUCCAUUAGAUGUUCAAGUUGGAUGGGGAAGAGUAUAA